Messenger RNA from Magnolia sinica, 1472 nucleotides. RefSeq lists its product as uncharacterized. The record is from RefSeq and is a predicted model, not a curated record. The transcript is spliced from 10 exons. NCBI's taxonomy places the organism in Eukaryota, Viridiplantae, Streptophyta, Magnoliopsida, Magnoliales, Magnoliaceae. The coding region runs from base 78 to 1043 and encodes 321 amino acids. Gene Ontology annotation, biological process: proteolysis. Gene Ontology annotation, molecular function: metalloendopeptidase activity; ATP binding; ATP-dependent peptidase activity.
GUCGCGCCAAAGCGUUAUCUUCACUUCAACGGCUGGCAUAAGAACAAGCAGAAGAGAAAAACGCAGCGGUAGCAGCGAUGCCGAUCUCCGCAACCUCUCUCCCAAACCGUAACCUUUUUGCCUUCGAAAAUCUCAUCAAAAGCUCCAAAUGUCAGAGAAAAUGGCGGAUCAGAUCAUCUUCCGCCGCUCCAGGCGUCGAUCUCAAGACGCUGGAAUCCGCCAUUGCGAAGAAAGAUAGUGAUGCCGUCAAAGAGACACUUAAUCAGCUGAGCCAAGUUGGUUGGGCUAAAAAAUGGAGUUCUCAACCAUAUGUAUCACGCCGUAUGACAUCGCUUAAGGAGCUGACAAGUCUUGGAAUUUUAAAUGCGGAGAAGCUUGCAAUCCCCAGUGUUAGAAAUGAUAUAACUUUUCUUUUCACAGUCGUGGGCACCACCGGUUUUCUUGGUGUGUUGGCUGGCCAGCUUCCUGGGGACUGGGGUUUCUUUGUGCCUUACUUAAUUGGAAGCAUAUCUUUGGUGGUUUUGGCAGUGGGGAGCAUUUCUCCUGGGCUUCUUCAGGCUGCAAUUGGUGGAUUUUCGUCAUUCUUUCCUGAUUACCAAGAAAGAAUUGCUAGGCAUGAAGCAGCUCAUUUUUUAGUUGCCUAUUUGCUUGGCCUGCCUAUCCUGGACUAUUCACUGGACAUUGGUAAAGAACAUGUCAAUCUGGUUGAUGAGAGGCUACAAAAGCUGAUAUACAGUGGGCAGCUCGACGAGAAGGAAUUGGACAGGUUGGCGGUGGUAUCUAUGGCUGGACUGGCAGCUGAAGGUUUGAAGUAUGAUAAAGUGGUGGGUCAGUCAGCUGAUCUUUUCUCACUUCAGAGAUUUAUAAAUAGGAGCAAGCCAAAGAUUAGCAAAGAACAACAACAGAAUCUAACUAGAUGGGCUGUUCUGUUCGCUGGAUCUCUCUUGAAAAAUAACAAGGCUGCUCAUGAAGCCCUCAUGUCGGCAAUGUCAAACAAGGCUACAGUGUUGAAAUGCAUUGAAGCAAUUGAAAAUGCUUCUUAGUUCUCCUGUUUAAUCACCAUCAACUGCAGAUUGAAUUCAUCUCAUCCAUUAUGGUAUGAUAGAACAUCGAAUUAUUAUCUCUCUCUCUCUCUCUCUCUCUCUCUCUCUCUCUCUCUCUCUCUCAUGAUUGUUGAUGUGCAAGAUCAUACGUGCUGUAAAUUGAGCAUUUGGAUCUUGUAAAUAUCAUGCGAUAUUCAGAAACCAGUUAUCUAUGAUUGUAUUAGAUGCAACAUUCAAAAUGUGGUGCAGUUUCAUGCUUACAUUUGGUAGGCUCCAUUGUGGGUGGCUCACUGUACAAAAUCCAAUGGUUUUGAUGUGUUCUUGUGGGACCAACUGGAAUUGAGAAUCUAGAAAUGUCAUCUUGUGGACUUCACUGUAUUCAAACAUUGGACAUUUUCUUUCAUUGUAAAUAUAAUUACAUCUCUAGUA